GCUGGUUCAGUUUGGAAAAUUUCCAGUAUCGGGAAACCUACAUAUACUGGACUAGUUAACAUGCGUCAGUUACAUGAAACUUUGGUGUUAGCGCUGCUGCUUCUAGGAGCCUCCUGGAGUCAAGCGGAUCUGCUGGAUUGCGAGGAGAGACUACCUGCUGUCAUAUCGGAGAUAGGCGAUAAGAUGUCGGAAAUUACUGGCAGCAGCAGUAGUUCAGAACACGAGGUGCGCAAUUUCUUCAAGAGUGUUGGGUGCCAAAUAAAGAAUGGUGCCAAAAAUCUAAGCGAAAAGGCAAAGAAUAUAGGCACCGAAAUCAAGGAGGGCGCCAAGAAAUUGGGAGUACGUGCAAAGGAUUUGGGCAGCAACAUUAAGGACAGAUUCGAUGAUUUUCGGGACAAGCUUGCCAAAGACUCUGCUGAGGAAAUGAGCAAAGAUGGGGGAUUUCUUGCCAACGUUGAGAUCAUCAAUCCAGACAUACUAAAGGGUGAGCAGCAGUGUGGACACGGGCACAUUUUAGAUGCGUUGGGCAAUUGCAGCAGGCUAAGGAAAUAAUGUGAAUCUGCUCGAGCUGAGAUUUUUUUUUUGUGUAUUUCUCGUUUUGUUCAUCUAGAAAUUAUAAUUUUCAUCUACUUUAUAAAAUAAACUAAGUUGCUACGCAAAAAGUCACA
This is a messenger RNA of Drosophila innubila, 668 nucleotides long. RefSeq lists its product as uncharacterized. The transcript has a single exon. Bases 61 to 552 code for a protein of 163 amino acids. Lineage: Eukaryota; Metazoa; Arthropoda; Insecta; Diptera; Drosophilidae. The record is from RefSeq and is a predicted model, not a curated record.